UCUCCCGGUCCAGGCUAAUCAUUGACAGGGCUUUACAAUCACAGGCUUUUACUGGCGCGCUGAUAAAGACAGUCCCGCGGUUAGUUAGUGGCAAAUGAAGGCAGGCUGUGCAGCGGGGUCCCCGGGGAAUGAAUGGAUUUUCUUCAGCUCUGAUGCAAGAAGCACACGCUCUAGGAAAACAAUGUCCAACCGGGCACUGCAAAGAUCCGUCCUGCUGUCAGCGUUUGUCUUACUGCGAGCUGUUACCGGAUUCUCCGGAGACCGGAGCGCGAUAUGGACUCAAAAACAGUACGUGAGUCCGGUGAAUGCAAGUCAGCUGUUUCUCUAUGACACUUUCCCUAAAAACUUUUUCUGGGGCGUUGGGACCGGAGCGUUUCAAGUGGAAGGGAGUUGGCAGACAGACGGAAGAGGACCCUCGGUCUGGGAUCAGUUCAUCUUCACCCACUUGAGAGAUGUCAACAUCACGGACAAGUCCGCCGACAGCUACCUUUUUCUGGAAAAGGACUUGUUGGCUCUGGAUUUUUUAGGAGUUUCUUUUUAUCAGUUCUCAAUCUCCUGGCCACGGUUGUUCCCCCACGGAACAGUAGCAGCCGUGAAUGCGAAAGGUCUCCAGUACUACAAUGCACUUCUGGACUCGCUGAUACUUAGGAAUAUUGAGCCCGUCGUUACCUUAUACCAUUGGGACUUGCCUUUGGCACUGCAGGAGGAAUACGGGGGCUGGAAAAAUGCGACUAUGAUAGAGCUCUUCAAUGACUAUGCCACAUACUGCUUCCAGACCUUUGGAGACCGAGUCAAAUAUUGGAUUACAAUUCACAAUCCUUACCUUGUUGCUUGGCAUGGGUUUGGCACGGGUGUGCAUGCGCCGGGAGAGAAGGGAAAUUUAACAGCUGUCUACACCGUGGGGCACAACCUGAUCAAGGCUCAUUCGAAAGUGUGGCACAACUACGACAAGAACUUCCGCCCCCAGCAGAAGGGCUGGCUGUCCAUUACCCUGGGGUCCCACUGGAUAGAACCAAACAGAACGGAAGACAUGGCGGAUGUGGUGAGCUGCCAGCACUCCAUGGCGUCCGUGCUUGGAUGGUUCGCCAACCCCAUCCACAGGGACGGCCAGUACCCGGAGUACCUGCAGACGAUGCCCGACAUAACCUUGUUCUCCGAGGCGGAGAGGGAGGAGGUGAGGGGCACGGCCGACUUCUUCGCCUUUUCCUUCGGGCCCAACAACUUCAGGCCUUGGAACACCGUGGUGAAAAUGGGACAAAAUGUAUCGCUCAACUUAAGACAGGUGCUGAACUGGAUUAAACUGGAAUAUGACAACCCCCGAAUCUUGAUUUCGGAGAAUGGCUGGUUCACAGACAGUUAUAUAAAGACAGAGGACACCACGGCCAUCUACAUGAUGAAGAACUUCCUCAACCAGGUUCUUCAAGCAAUCAAGUUUGAUGAAAUCCGAGUGUUUGGUUACACAGCCUGGUCACUCCUGGACGGCUUUGAAUGGCAGGAUGCCUACAGGACCCGCCGAGGACUGUUUUAUGUGGAUUUUAAUAGUGAGCAGAAGGAGAGGAAACCCAAGACCUCGGCACGUUACUACAAACAGAUCAUACAAGAAAACGGUUUCCCUUUGAGAGAGUCCAUGCCAGACGUGCAGGGCCAGUUUCCCUGUGACUUUUCCUGGGGGGUCACCGAGUCUGUUCUUAAGCCGGAGUUCAUGGUGUCCUCCCCACAGUUUAUCGACCCUCACCUGUAUGUGUGGAACGCCACGGGCGACAGAUUGCUGCAGCGAGUGGAAGGAGUAAUGCUAAAAACAAGGCCGUCCCACUGCACAGAUUACGUGAGCAUCAAAAAACGAGUUGAGAUGCUGGCCAAAAUGAAAGUCACCCACUACCAGUUUGCUCUGGACUGGACCUCUAUCCUUCCCACUGGCAAUCUGUCUCAAGUUAAUAGACAAGUGCUAAGGUACUACCGGUGUAUCCUGAGUGAAGGACUGAAGCUGGGCGUCUCCCCCAUGGUGACAUUGUACCACCCCACCCACUCCCACCUAGGCCUCCCUGAGCCGCUUCUGAGCAGCGGGGGAUGGCUGAACCCAUACACCGCCCAGGCCUUCCAGGACUACGCAGGGCUCUGCUUCCGGGAACUGGGGGACUUGGUGAAGCUCUGGAUCACCAUUAACGAGCCUAAUAGGCUGAGUGACAUGUACAACCGCACGAACAACGACACCUACCGUGCAGCCCAUAACCUGAUGAUCGCCCACGCCCAGGUCUGGCGCCUCUACGACAGGCUGUAUAGGCCGGUCCAGCGUGGGGCAGUGUCGCUCUCCCUACAUUCCGACUGGGCGGAACCUGCUAACCCCUAUGUGGACUCACACUGGAAGGCAGCCGAGCGCUUCCUGCAGUUUGAGAUCGCCUGGUUCGCGGAUCCGCUCUUCAAGACUGGGGACUACCCGUUGGCCAUGAAGGAGUAUAUUGCCUCUAAGAACCAGCGAGGGCUGUCCAGCUCCGGCCUGCCGCGCUUCACCCACAAGGAGAGCAGGCUGGUGAAGGGCACCAUCGACUUCUAUGCGCUGAACCACUUCACGACCAGGUUCGUGAUACACAAGCAGCUGAACAGCAGCCGCUCUGUGGCAGAUAGGGACGUCCAGUUCCUGCAGGACAUCACCCGCCUGAGCUCGCCCAGCCGCCUGGCUGUAACGCCCUGGGGAGUACGCAAGCUGCUUGCGUGGGUCCGGAGGAACUACGGGGACAUGGACAUCUACAUCACAGCCAACGGCAUCGAUGAUCUGGCUCUGGAGAACGAUCGGAUCCGCAAGUACUACUUGGAGAAGUACAUCCAGGAGGCUCUGAAAGCAUACCUCAUCGACAAGGUCAAAAUCAAAGGUUAUUAUGCAUUCAAACUGACUGAAGAGAAAUCAAAGCCUAGAUUUGGAUUUUUCACAUCUGAAUUCAAAGCUAAGUCCUCUGUUGAGUUUUACAGCAAGGUGAUCAGCAACAGUGGCUUCCCCUCUGAGCCCAGCAGCCCCGCAUGCGGCCGGCCUCCAGCGGGCACAGAGUGCACCCUCUGCUCGUACCUCACCCAGAAGAGAUCACUCAUCUUCUUCGGCUGUUGCUUCAUCUCCACGCUGGCUCUGCUGCUGUCAAUCACCAUUUUUCAUCAUCGAAAGAAAAGAAAAUUUCGGAAAGCAAAGAACUUACAAAAUAUACCAUUGAAGAAAGGCCAGAGCAGAGUUCUUUAGCUAAACUAUCAUUUCUGACAUAGUUUAAAGAUUCACUCCAGUUCCAUAUACUGGUAACUUACAAUGUGAGAGACAGCCGUAACCAAGGUGAUGACAAUCGAUGCCCUUCAGUGUGGUUCAAAUCAUUCCCUUAGGUAUUGACAAUCAGUGAAUUCAGUUCUUAGGGCUGAAGGCUUCAUCCUGACAGUAAUCCUGGGGAUGACCCCAAACAUGGCUUCAGGAAGUGUGAAGCGCUGUUUCCCAUCCUUUUUCUCUAGCUCUCUUCUGUAAAUAGCAAUCACUAUUCGUGGUAAAGGAAUUAAUUUUAAAAAGUGAAA
Peromyscus maniculatus bairdii (prairie deer mouse) is the source of this 3540-nucleotide messenger RNA. It is a transcript of the gene Klb, whose product is annotated as klotho beta. Gene Ontology annotation, biological process: carbohydrate metabolic process. NCBI's taxonomy places the organism in Eukaryota, Metazoa, Chordata, Mammalia, Rodentia, Cricetidae. Gene Ontology annotation, molecular function: hydrolase activity, hydrolyzing O-glycosyl compounds. The record is from RefSeq and is a predicted model, not a curated record.